Molecule: messenger RNA, 1386 nt
Organism: Meloidogyne enterolobii
Lineage: Eukaryota; Metazoa; Nematoda; Chromadorea; Rhabditida; Meloidogynidae
Source: the annotation of a GenBank genome assembly
AUGGAGCAACAAUUUUUCAACACUGAAGAUGACCAAUGUAUAGACAUUAAGGAAUUUCUGUGGACAAACAGCUCGGAUUUAACUUCACUUCCAAUAGUAAUGGGAUUUUUUGCCUUUCUUUACUCAGCUAUAGUGCUAACAUCUCUACUAGGCAACCUUCUCGUUAUUCUAAGCGUCUGCCAAUACAGAUCACUACAAUCUGUUCGAAAUUUGUUCAUCGUGUCCUUAUCUGUCUCUGAUAUUGUUAUUUCAGUUGUUUCAGGAACCAUAACGCCAAUUGUUGCUUUCACAAAAAUUUGGCCUUUCGGGCAGUUACUAUGCAAAUGGGUUCCUGUAAUCCAAGGGGUUUCUUUGUGCUUCUCAACUUUAACACUCACUUCAAUUUCUGUCGACCGUUUUCUCCUAAUAGUAACGCCAUUAAAGCCUUCAAUACAAAAAUGUUGUGCAUGCCGAAUUGUAGCCUUAAACUGUGCAAUUGCAUUAGCAGUUUCUAUACCUAUUCUAUUCAAUCAAACAAUGGUUGAUUGGCCUCCAUUUUGUGGGCAGUUUUGCACGGAAGACUGGAGCAAUAGUAGCAUUCAAAGGAGUUUAUAUGGAACAUUUGUAUUAUUCACACAAUUUGUCUUUCCAUUUUUGAUUAUUACAAGCUGUUAUGUAAUGAUUUCUAUCAAAAUAAAUUCUGGAAUGCGUACUAAACGUUGUUCAUCUACGGAAAUUGCAAAAUUCAGUGAUUAUUGUAGCAGUAAUGCUCGAUGCGACAAAUUUUUGAGUAGUUCGUUUGGUACUGAUGAAGGAAAUUCACUUUAUAUAAAUGAACAAAAACUACAAAAUGGAAUGUUAAUGGCUGGAGAUGGAGCCAUGAAGGUGGCAAUGGAUCAACGAAAAAUGGUUUUGAGUCGGAGAAUUCGAACCAACCGGAUGUUAAUUGGUAGGUGCUUGGGGACUAGGAUGCUAAGGGGUAUUUUAAGCUGGGAGGAUAAAGUGAGAAAUGCCCCUGAUGGGAAGGCUCUUAGUUUUAACAGUUCUCGGUUGUCACUAACGGAUUUUAAAAUUAAAUUUAAAAAUUUUCUCAUAAUUCUAGCAAUGGUUGCCGUUUUCUUUUGCUGUUGGGCCCCUUCUGUUAUAUUUAAUUUUCUACGUGAUUAUCAAUGGUUGCCUAAUUUUGUGAUAGCCCAGGAAUACCUUUUUGGCACAACUACCCAUUUAUGGAAUCCGAUUCUUUAUGCUUUGUUGAAUGAACAAUUUAGACUUGCCUUUUCUGAAAUUUUUAAACAAAUCAGUAAUAUUUUGGGAAUUAAAAAAGAAAGAAAAAUGCUUCAUAUGCAAGGACAAUUAAAAAGAAUCAAAGUAAGAUCAGAUGUCCAGCGUGGAUCAGAAGCCAUUUAA